UACUGCAUUUAGAUGCAAUAAUUUAAAUUUUCUUAUUUUCUUUUGUAUUGAUUUUCUUUUGUAUUGAUUUUUUUGUCUAAGUUUAAUCAGUAUGAAAUUUGUACAGAUUUAGAGAGUAACAUGAAAGCCUCAAAUGUCUAACUUUGUAAAACACAAAUAAUUUAUAACAUUUCAGAGUUCUGUUUUUAAAUGGUAAAACAUGAUUGUCUAUAGACUUAUUUAGUGUUAAAUGAUUUAAACAUGAGUAUAAAUAAGACUUGCACUCCAAGGGCUGGUUUCGCAUUCCGGGCUUGAAUAAAACCAGGACUACACUAAUCUGGUCUAACUUAAUCCACACUAAUCCAACUGCUUUCUGAGACGUUUAACUUCAGAUUAACUAGUUCCAGACUACAGAGUCUCUGACUAAGGUAAUCAAGGAUUAGACAGAUCAUGGUGGAACGUGAAUUAGAUUAACAAUCUGCACAUGGUGCAAUGGUGAAGUUGCUCUUUAACUAUUUGCAAAAUGAUAAAUGUAGUCAAACAAAAUCAAACUGAUAACUUGUGGAUCACUCAGCUGUUUCCAGCUUUGUCUUCAUAAAAAGUGCUGCACAGCAAAGCUGUUUCUAUAAGCAUGUCCAGUUUUAUCCAUGGCUGAAACAAACUAUUUUAGCUGCAGUGUUUUUGUACAUACAAAAACGGUCACAGAAAUCUGUAUCAUCAAAUUUAGUCAGCGGGUUGCUUCUGUCUCAGAGAAAUCUUCUUUCUGGUCUUUGUGGUGGUCUUCCAGCAUCAUUGAUGUAGUAUAGUCAAGAUAAUCCAUUUUUCACAUCCACAGUGAAGCAUACAGUCUUUAAUCUGAAGUUAAACCUGCCUCUAGCCAGCUUUAAUUUAAGUCUUCAUUUAGACCUGGAUUAGCUCUAGUCUUCCUCUAAGAAAGAAKAKKAUUUAAUUCAAGACUAGGACAAGUCUGGGACUACUGAAAUCCAUAACUAAGAAAACUAUUUCAAUAAAUCCUGGUUUAAAAUGUGAUUUAAUCUAGAACUAGGCUUAAUCUCUGAACGGGAAACCGGCCCCAAGUGUUCUAUGUUGAUCCUAGAAACGCUCAGCAUAAACAGCAUGUGCAGGUGCAGAAUUAGAAAGACUAACAUUACUAUGUGUGACUAGAGCUUGUUGCAUGUUUUGAAAUUUUAUUAUGAAGGGGAUUCUACAAUGAGUCGGGCUGAGAAGAAAGAAGAGGCUGGUCUGUCCUCGAAUGACAGACCAUCUGAAGAUCAUGACAACCAAGAAAGACACAAAAGGACUGAGCUGAGAAAAACAAAAUCUGCUUUAUCAAACUGUAUAUCUGUGAAAAUUUGCAGUUUCAUGGAUUACACUGUUUGUUCCAAACUGUCUGAACAGAAAAACAUAAACUCUCCAACACCAAGCAUUGUGUCCUUAAAGAGCAACCAAUCCAUGGGUCACCCUCUUGGAUUUAAAGAGUCUGAACAGAAAGAUGGAAACUCUCCAACACCAAGCGUUGUGUCCUUGAAGAGCAACCAAUCCAUGGGUCACCCUCUUGGAUUUAAAGAGUCUGAACAGAAAGAUGGAAACUCUCCAACGCCAAGCGUUGUGUCCUUAAAGAGCAACCAAUCCAUGGGUCACCCUCUUGGAUUUAAAGAGUCCGAAAAGAAAGACAGAAACUCUCCAACACCAAGUGUUGUGUCCUUGAAGAGCAACCAAUCCAUGGGUCACCCUCUUGGAUUUGAAAAUGGUUCGUUUUCAAGAGUUCACCAAGAUCUAUCCAUCAGUAAUCAAACAGACCUGGACUCAAUAUUUGUGAUUCUUGAAAAGGACACAAUUACAUUUGUGAAGAGUGAGUUGAGGAAACUCCAAAGGCUGUUCGGCGCUGAUUCUCCAAAAAAUGUUAAAAGUCAACAUGACAGCGAAGAGUUUUUUUGUGAAUCACAAGCAAAGGAGGCACUUCUAAAUAUCAUUGUGUGGUUUUUGAGACUAAUGGAUGAAGGAGAAGUUGCAGACACCCUUCUGAAAAGUGAUUUUAUUCCAAGUCAGUCAGAGGAGAAUGACCAGGAUCGCUUGACCUCAAAUGACAAACCAUGCGAGCAACAGGUUGACUGGAAUAGAUCUGGAAGAACUCCCCAAAAAGUAAACUUGAACUCAGUAUUUAAGAUCCUUGAGGAGAAAAUAAUUUGUUUUGUAAAGAAUGAGCUGAAUAAGUUCCGUAAGCUUUUAAACCUGAAAAGAGUUUGUAACCAAGGUGAAGAACAGGUGUUUAACUAUAAGGAGGAAGAACAAGAGAUGAUCAAUAAAGAAGCUUUUCUGAAUAUAACCCUUCAGUUUUUGAGACGUAUGAAACAGGAAGAACUGGCCUACUCUCUAUUGAACAAAAACCGUGUGAUCACGUGCCACUGUCAACUCAAAUCUAAUCUGAAGAAAAGAUCUGCGUAUGUGCUCGAAGGGAUGGCUAAAGCAGACAGUCCAACCUUGCUGAAUAAGAUCUACACAGAACUCUACGUCGUUGAGGGAAACACAGCACACAUCAACAGGAAACAUGAAGUGAAACUGAUCGAAAAAGUUUUCAUGAAACCAGCCAGAGCAGAGACAAAAAUCAGAUGCGAAGACAUCUUUAAGCCCUUCACUGGAAGAGAGAAACCAAUCAGAACCGUGAUGACAGAAGGCGUUGCUGGCAUUGGGAAAACCGUUCUGACGCAGAAGUUUGCACUGGACUGGGCAGAAGGCAAAGCUAACCAGAACUUCCAGUUCAUAUUCCCAGUUUCUUUCAGAGAGCUGAACAUGAUAAAGCAGAAAGAAAUUAGUUUGAUUGAGCUUAUUCAUCUCUUCUUUUCUGAAAUCAAAGAAGCAGGAAUCUCCAGCUUUGAAGAGUUCCAGGUUUUGUUCAUCUUUGAUGGUUUGGAUGAGUGUCGGUUUCCUCUGAACCUAAACAGUGAAAAGAUCCUGACUGAUGUAACAGAACCCACCUCACUGGAUGUGCUGCUGACAAACCUGAUCAGAGGGAGAUUACUUCCCUCAGCUCGCAUCUGGAUAACAACCCGACCGGCAGCAGCCUAUCAGAUCCCUCCUGAACUUGUGGAUCUGGUCACGGAUGUGCGAGGGUUCAGUGAUCUACAGAAGGAGGAGUACUUCACGAAGAGAUUCACAGACGGAGAGCAAACCAGAGUGAUCUUCUCCCACAUCAAGAAGUCGCGAAGCCUUUACAUCAUGUGCCACAUCCCGGUCUUCUGCUGGAUCUCUGCCACAGUUCUUCAGGAUGCUUUUAAAUCCAGAGAGAAAAGAGAGCUGCCCACAUCCCUGACUGAGAUGUAUGUCAACUUCCUGAUGGUUCUGUCCAAAGUGAAGAUGGUAAAGUAUGAUGAAAAAGCUGAGACAGAUUCCAUCUGGAGUCCAGAGACCAGGAAGAUGAUCCAGGCUUUGGGAAAACUCUCUUUUGAGCAGUUAAUGAAAGGCAACCUGUUCUUUUAUGAAUCUGACCUGAUGGAUUGUGGCAUCGACGUCAGAGCUGCCUCACUGUACUCUGGAGUUUUCACAGAGAUCUUUCAGGAGGAGAGAGUUCUGUUCAACGAGAAGAUGUUUUGCUUUGUUCACCUGAGCGUUCAAGAGUUUCUGGCUGCUCUUCACGUCCACCUGACAUUCAUCAACACAGGAGUAAAUCUGCUGUCAGAGGAGGAAUCGACUCCCCAGAAAUCCAAAAUGUCGACAGGGACGUUGGACCUCUUUUAUCAGAGUGCUGUUGACAAAGCUUUACAGAGCCACGGACACCUGGACCUGCUCCUUCGCUUCCUUUUGGGGCUUUCGCUAAAAAACAACCAGGCGCUUCUAAAAGGGCUUUUGACAGAGAAAGAAACGGAAAACAGCUCCAGUCAGAACACGGUUCAGUACAUCAAGAAGAAGAUUAGCCAGAAUGUGUGCAUUUUGAAAACCAACAACUUAUUUUACUGCUUGAGUGAGCUGAAGGACUGUUCUCUGAUAGACGAGAUCCAGCAAACACUGAAAUCAGGCAGACUGCCAACAGAUAAACUGCCUCCUGCUUUGUGGGCAGCUCUAGGCAAUGUUUUACUGUCUUCAGAGGACAAUUUGGAUGUGUUCGAACUGAAGAAUUACUAUGAAUCAGAUGAAGCUGUAAUGGGUCUGGUAAUGAUGGUCGUAAACUGCACUAAAGCUGUGUUGAGUUGCUGUAACCUGACAGAGAUGUGCUGUAGUGACCUGGCCUGUGCUUUGAAAGCACAGUGCUUCGCUCUGAAGAAGUUGGACCUCAGUAACAACGACUUGAAGGAUUCAGGGGUGAAGAUGCUGUGUGAUGGACUACACAGUCCAAACUGCACACUGGAAAUGCUCAGCCUGUCAGGCUGUUUAAUCACUAAGGAAGGCUGUGCAGUGUUGGCAUCUUCUCUGGGUCUCAACUGUGCUCACCUGAAAGAGUUAGAUCUUAGCUACAACCAUCCCGAAGAGUCUGGAGUGAAGCUCCUUUCUGCUGGACUGGAGGACCCAAACUGGGCUUUGCAGGCUCUCAGGAUUGAGCCAGGUGGAUCACAGUAUUUAAAACCUGGUCUGAGGAAGUAUGCCUGUGAACUCGUCCUGGACUCCAACACAGCACACAGAGACCUCGUACUGUCUGACAACAACAGAAAAGUGACCAUCGCGACAGAAAAUCCUCCAUAUCCUGAUCAUCCAGAGAGGUUUGUCACAAUGAAACAGCUGCUGGGUAAAGAUGGUCUAACUGGACGGUGUUACUGGGAGGUUGAGUGGAGAGGAAGUGUUUACAUCGCAGUGACGUACAAAGGUAUCAAAAGAAGAGGAGGAAGUAACGACAGCAGCCUCGGAGCGAACAAUCAGUCCUGGUGUCUGCUGUGUUCUGAAGAUGGCCACUCUGUUCUGCACAAUAACAAAAUGACACACCUCCAAGGAGCCCCUUCAAAUAGAGUGGGGGUCUAUCUGGACUGGCCUGGUGGCUCUCUGUCCUUCUUCAGGGUCUCCUCGGACAAAAAGACCCACCUUUACACCUUCACUUUGACAUUCACAGAGCCUGUGUACCCUGCUUUCAGGGUGGAAACUGAGCCUUUAAAUUCAUUUGUUUUUGUUUUAGAUUGAACUAAAUGAGAUUUCCAGAUGGUUCUUAAAGCACUGUAAAACUGUGAGGAAACACUAAGAUUGUACAUUUUAAAAUAUGUAAAUUACCUUUAAUGUCCAGAGAACACCAAGAAGAGAAAGAAAAAGUGCCAAAAAUAUGAGAACUUGUAAAAGUUAAGAUUUCAAACAUCUACAGGUUGGAUUAGGAUUGUGUGGUUUCAUAUAUGUUUUUUUUUGUACAUACUGUGUUGUUCUGAUAGGCAUAUGUCAAGUUUCCAUAGAAAUAUCCACUUGAAAUAUCCAAUAAAAAUAAACAUCCAUAAAAUUCUUAA
This is a messenger RNA of Austrofundulus limnaeus, 5393 nucleotides long. RefSeq names its product protein NLRC3. The record is from RefSeq and is a predicted model, not a curated record. The transcript is spliced from 16 exons. Gene Ontology annotation, molecular function: protein binding. The coding region runs from base 1189 to 5082 and encodes 1297 amino acids. Lineage: Eukaryota; Metazoa; Chordata; Actinopteri; Cyprinodontiformes; Rivulidae.